AUGGACAUUUAUCAAGCCGCAACCUACCAAUCGAGCGAAUCGUUGGAGCUUGAUUUCGUCGGUCUCCAGCCUCGUCUCGCAGACUUCAAAUUACGGCUCGAUAACGGUCCCCAACGAUUCGUCCAACACAAGCAAGAAGGCCGCGUGCGUGGCAGAAACUCACUGCUAACUCAAGUUCCCAUUACGCGCUCCAGUGGUGGGUACAUUUGGUGGUAUUUCUGCCAGAUUGAUCGCUUCGACUUUUUGUUCUUUCAGUUCGAGUUCUCGCAGCUCCCUAACCCAGUUAACCGGAUCGAGUUCUUUUUCGUUCCUGAGCGGCUGAUUCCUGACUCCUGGUACACUUCGGACUCUGAGCAUGCGGAUUUCGAGAUUGCCGAGUUGAAAGAAUAUCGAUUUCACAAAGACGAAGAUGGGGAGUGGAUUGGUCACAUCAAGGAAGUGCUGCGCCAGAAUCCACAUCCUCGCAGACCCGGCAUGCGCCCUGCUAGGGUAGCAUCUUCUGAGAGUCCGGAGGAGAUUCUGGAACCGGGAGACCACGCUGAGGGCUUGCCGGUAGGAACCCUUGGCACCUCCGCGCACGGUCGAGCCGUGCACGCACAGUUGAUGACAAGCAAGCAGCGAGACUUUUUCUAUGGAGUUAUGAAUGAAUGUGCAGAGAGUCGCUCUGGGUUGCUAGUCUGUCUUUCGAGAAGCAGUAGUUCGGGGGACUUCGGAUUCAUCCUGUACGAAUGGUCACAGCCUGAUCAGGACAUGUGGAGGAGAUAUCAACGACCACCACAGUUCAUGCAUACCCUACCUCCUGCUGUGGAGAUGAUCUUAAUCACAUACUAUACGCGGCAUGAGGAAUGCUCGUAUCAAGGUCCUCCCGUUACAGCAGCCGAAUUCUGUCGCAUUAACGCCUCGAAAGACAAUCGCCUGCUCAUCUGGGAUAUUGGUGGCGCAGACACUACGAUGCUAGCUUUGAUUCCGUCUAACGAUAUUCGCCCAACCGAAGCGCAGCGUGAGAAGUUCCGAUCAAACUUUGGACUUUCGGCAGAAGAGUGGAAGGCGUCGACGCCGGUCCUGUCGUCAUUGCUCUGCACGGGGCUACAGGCCGGCGAGUAUACAAUUUCCGGCGACUUGUUUUCUUGUGGAUGCUCUUGGGAUAGGGUGUGGCGUGCGCUUCAUAAAUUCGCGGCGGAGGAUGUUGUAGAGCAUCCGCCUCGUCGACUCCGGCAGGCUCCAGAUUUUCGCUACACUGUCACCCACGUUUUGUCCCGCUUAGUAUGCGAACAUCACCUGAGAAGCAGACUAGAGGAGAGGGUGCCAGACACGGAAGCAGAUGCCGAAGGAGAGGAUUAG
Molecule: messenger RNA, 1341 nt
Organism: Ramularia collo-cygni
Lineage: Eukaryota; Fungi; Ascomycota; Dothideomycetes; Mycosphaerellales; Mycosphaerellaceae
Exons: 2
Coding region: 1-1341 (446 amino acids)
Source: RefSeq, a predicted model, not a curated record